Chilo suppressalis (striped riceborer) is the source of this 786-nucleotide messenger RNA. The record is from the annotation of a GenBank genome assembly. Lineage: Eukaryota; Metazoa; Arthropoda; Insecta; Lepidoptera; Crambidae.
AUGCACUCACAGGGCGGGCGGCGAGACGAGCACUGGCGCCGCAGCAGCCGCGGCGUCCCGGCGCUCGCCUCUCUGGCGACGCCCGUUGCUAAGCAACCAACACGAUGCCACUACCACUACGCACUAUGUGGAGACUGGGGACUGUUAGAAUUGGGGAAAUUUUACGAUCUCCGACGUUUUUCAAACAAAAGUAAAAUAGAAACAAUGGAAUUACAGAUUAAAAAAGACAGAGAAUACAUUACUUUAUUGGAAGAAAAGGUGGAAGAUAUGCAAAGAGAUAGUAGAAAAUCUAAUAUUGAAUUAAAAAAUGUACCAGCUACAGAAAAAGAGUCAAAGGAGGAGCUAUUGAGCAUGAUAUUACACUUAUCCAAACAUAUUGAUUGUAAAAUCGAGAAAUCAGACAUAAGAGAUUUUUAUAGAGUACGUACAAGAACAAGAAAUGGUGAAUUGGUAAAAAAUCCUCCGAUUAUAAUGGAACUCGACUCUAGUAUAUUGAAACGUGACAUAUUGGGAAAGACGAAGUUAUUCAAUACCAAGAACAAACAGAAAUUGCAUGCUAAACACUUAGGAUUCACGACCAAUGAAGAUACUCUAGUCUUUGCUACGGAACAACUAAGCCCCAAAGGCGCUAGACUUUUCUUUCUAGCAAGAGAUCUUUCUAAAUCAAAAUCUUACAAGUUUUGCUGGACGUCCUUUGGUCGGGUUUAUGUAAGAAAGGAUGAAAAAUGUUCUAUAAUAACAAUAAAAAAUGAGGCUCAAAUACACCACCUUCUCCAGGAAGCAUGA